This is a messenger RNA of Osmerus eperlanus (European smelt), 2879 nucleotides long. It is a transcript of the gene aoc1, whose product is annotated as amine oxidase copper containing 1. Gene Ontology annotation, biological process: response to antibiotic; amine metabolic process. The transcript has 5 exons. The record is from RefSeq and is a predicted model, not a curated record. Gene Ontology annotation, molecular function: copper ion binding; diamine oxidase activity; primary methylamine oxidase activity. Gene Ontology annotation, cellular component: plasma membrane. NCBI's taxonomy places the organism in Eukaryota, Metazoa, Chordata, Actinopteri, Osmeriformes, Osmeridae. Bases 132 to 2357 code for a protein of 741 amino acids.
UUGUUUUAUCAGACUGGUUUCGUUACUUGGAGCAGCCAGGGGAGAAAUACAUUUGCGCUCUGCAGGACAAAGCCAGGGCUGAAUGCUGAAGGACUCUUCACAUAUCUGAAGUGCAUACCAUAGACGCGAACAUGAGGCUCUGCUUCCCGUUGCUGCUGGCGUGUCUGGGCGCCUGCGCUGCCUCCAGAGGACGGGAGUGGGCUCACCACGGAGCGGCCAUCUUCGCCGACCUCACUCCACGAGAGAUGCGGGCCGUCAGGGACUACAUGCACAGCAGUGAGCUGGGGCUGACGCUAGCAAGGGGCAAGGCCCUGAAGAAGAACAGCAUCUUGCUGAUAGAGCUCCACCUUCCCAGGAAGCAUGAGGCACUGAGGGCACUGGACCGUGGUCAGGCCAAGCCCCAGAGACAGGCCCGGGUUGUGGUCCAGUUUGGGGACCAAGCCCAGCCAAACAUCACAGAGUACAUCGUUAGUCCUCUGCCCUUCCCCACAUCGCACACUGUGAAGACGUUCAAGGGUGACAGACCCAUCCGGUUCGAAUCGCGACCCAUCAGCUUCGUGGAGUAUGACCACCUCAUCGGUAUCCUGCAGGAGAUCACCUCCAAGGCACAUAAGCUCCUGCUGGAGACGACCGACGGCUUCUCCUUCACAAACUGCACCGACCGCUGCUUGACCUUCUCAGACAUCGCUCCUCGUGGGCUGGAGCCCGGUGAGAGAAGAUCCUGGGUGAUGCUGCAGAAGUUUGUGGAGGGCUACUUUAUCCACCCGGUGGGCUUUGAGGUUCUGAUCAACCACAGAGAUCUGGACCCAAAGAUGUGGACUGUGGAGAAGGUCUGGUACAACAGCCAGUACUUUGACAGUGUGGAGGAACUAGUGAAGAAAUAUGACGAGGGGACAGUUGAGAAGGCCAGGCUUCCUGACCACGACAAAGACGACCUCUUCUCCACCUACAUUCCUCGUGGUCACAGCAACACGGCCUCCAACAUCCAUGGUCCCAAGCUGGUGGAACCGCAGGGCCAUCGCUACAACAUUGAUGGGAACUUUGUAGAAUACGCCGGCUGGUCAUUUGCCUACAGAGUACGUUCCUCCGCAGGCCUGCAGAUCUUCGACCUGCGCUUCAACGGGGAACGGAUCGCCUACGAGGUCAGCCUUCAGGAAGCCAUCGCCUUCUACUCGGGCGACACCCCCGCCGCCAUGCAGACCAAGUACAUCGACGCGGGCUGGUCCAUGGGCACCUUGAGCUACGAGCUGGCUCCCGGCAUCGACUGUCCGGAAAUUUCCACCUUCGUGGACUUGUAUCACUACUACGACACGGACAAACCGGUGCGGUACCGGAACGCCCUGUGCGUGUUCGAGAUGACCACGGCAAUGCCCCUGAGGAGGCACUUCAACAGCAACUUCAACGGGGGCUACAACUUCUACGGAGGCCUGGAGAACCAUGUGCUGGUGCUGAGGACCACCUCCACCGUCUACAACUACGACUACAUCUGGGACUUCCUCUUCUACCAGAACGGAGUGAUGGAGUCCAGGGUUAGCGCCACAGGUUACAUCCACGCCACCUUCUUCACUCCCAACGGACUCCACUACGGCACCAAGGUUUAUAACUACGUACUGGGAAACCUGCACACACACCUCAUCCAUUAUAAAGUGGAUCUGGAUAUUGCCGGCCGUGAGAACAGCCUUGAGUCCAUGAACCUGAAAUUCGAGAACUUCACCAACCCAUGGAGCCCGAAACACUCCAUAGUCCAGUCAAGGCUUCACAGGACCCAGCAUCAGACGGAGCGGAGCGCCGCCUUCCGCUUCGGGAAGAAGUUCCCUCGCUAUGUCCACUUCUACAACCCCAACGAGGAGAACAAGUGGGGUCACAAGAAGGGCUUCCGCAUCCAGUUCAACUCCCAUGGCAACAGCGUCCUGCCUCGUGGCUGGAAGGAGGAGAAUGGCAUCAGCUGGGCCAGGUAUCCCCUGGCCGUGACGCGCCACAAGGACAGUGAGUCCACCAGCACCAGCAUCUACACUCAGAACGACCCCUGGGAGCCGGUGGUGUCAUUCGAGGACUACAUCAAGAACAACGAAAACAUCACUAACCAGGACCUGGUUGCCUGGGUAACGGUGGGGUUCUUGCACGUGCCUCACUCGGAGGACAUCCCCAACACGGCGACGCCCGGCAACGCUGUGGGCUUCUUCCUCCGGCCGUUCAACUUCUUCGAUGAGGAUCCGUCUCUGGCGUCCCGGAGCACGGUCAUUGUCCGCCAGGACCAGAAUGGAGCAUCAAAGGUCCAGAGAUGGACCCCGGAGGUCGUAGGUAACUGUGUAACAGACAAGCCUUUCUUCUACAACGGCACCUACGCUGGUGUUUAAUCUCGGUUGGACUUCCUGAAGUUACUGCUGAUCAGAUUCCCCCCCCCCCUUUUUUUUUCUUAAACGCGAUAUGUUUGAGACAUCAGAUUCAGCCACCACAUCAAAGCAAGUAUUAAUCUAACCAGAAACAACAGUGGCUCAGUGUUUACUGAAUGGUUACGGCCUGUGUGCUUGGGAGGUCGGAGGCUGGGAGACACAGGAGGCCAAGCAGCCUGAGCUGUGACAAGUUCAUGUGUAGAACUCUGAAACUGUACUCUGACGUUCAACUUAAAUCACACGCAACUUGAAUAAAGUAUUUGGACGCAGGUACUAACACCACAACAUGUAUGCAAAAUGUGAAUUGUUUUUGAUAUAUCUUCGAAGUUCCAUUUUUAUUAAGCUGUGAUCAGAUAAGAACAAACUAUACGAAUACUGUAUUUUUUUCCUUUCUACCGUUGUGUUUGAUAAAGACUAUAUAUUAACUGACCCUACCCAUCCUUUAGGUGACUAGACAAAAGAAUCCAACAUUUAUGUUUUGCGCUG